ACUCGUUUCAGCAUAACACAAAAGGCCUUUGCUUUGCACAAAAUCCACUAUAUCUCUAUACUCUAAAAACCUAGAAGAUUAGGUGAGAAAGAUAAUGGAGGGCAAAGAAGAAGAUGUAAGAUUGGGAGCGAACAGAUAUGGCGAGAGACAGCCCAUUGGAACAGCGGCUCAGAGCCAAGACGUCAAGGACUACACGGAGCCGCCUCCGGCGCCUCUGUUUGAGCCCGGGGAGCUCUCAUCGUGGUCGUUUUACCGGGCCGGCAUAGCCGAGUUCGUGGCCACCUUCUUGUUCCUUUACAUCACGGUUUUGACAGUUAUGGGGGUGGUUAAAUCUCCCAGCAAAUGCUCCACCGUGGGAAUCCAAGGCAUUGCAUGGGCUUUUGGUGGAAUGAUUUUCGCUCUUGUUUACUGCACCGCCGGUAUAUCAGGGGGUCACAUUAACCCGGCGGUGACUUUCGGGUUGUUGUUGGCGAGGAAGUUGUCCUUGACAAGAGCGGUGUUUUACAUGAUAAUGCAAUGUCUGGGAGCCAUCUGUGGUGCCGGCGUUGUGAAGGGCUUCCAGAAGACUCAGUACGAGGUGCUUGGCGGCGGCGCCAACACGGUUGCCGCAGGAUACAGCAAGAGCGACGGCCUUGGCGCCGAGAUUGUGGGCACCUUUGUGCUUGUCUACACCGUCUUCUCCGCUACUGAUGCUAAGCGCAACGCCCGCGAUUCCCACGUUCCUAUUCUGGCGCCGCUACCUAUUGGAUUUGCAGUGUUCCUGGUUCACUUGGCCACCAUCCCUAUCACAGGGACAGGUAUCAACCCAGCAAGGAGUCUAGGGGCAGCUCUCAUUUACAACAGAGAACAUGCUUGGGACGACCAUUGGAUUUUCUGGGUGGGACCUUUCAUUGGAGCCGCUCUCGCAGCUUUGUACCAUCAAAUUGUGAUCAGAGCACUUCCCUUCAAGUAAUUCAAUAAUUAUUGAAGCAAUUGGCCUGCAAAAUAUCUCUGGAUGUAUGUUUAAGUUAUGAAAUAUUUGUACCCCACACAAAUGAUGUGCUUUUUAAGUGCCAAACUUCCAUGUUUUAACCAAUGAGUUAUAUCCUUAUUUUGUUUUCUUUCAGUAUGUAAAUUAUGGGGCAGACAAAAAGAUUGCAUAUUGGUGGUCCUUUCUUACUAAACACCACCUCCUAUAUAUUCAAUAUCUUUUAUUUUCCCCUAAAA
Morus notabilis is the source of this 1206-nucleotide messenger RNA. Its product is annotated as probable aquaporin PIP1-2. Gene Ontology annotation, molecular function: water channel activity. Gene Ontology annotation, biological process: response to water deprivation; transmembrane transport. The transcript is spliced from 4 exons. The record is from RefSeq and is a predicted model, not a curated record. Lineage: Eukaryota; Viridiplantae; Streptophyta; Magnoliopsida; Rosales; Moraceae. The coding region runs from base 95 to 952 and encodes 285 amino acids. Gene Ontology annotation, cellular component: plasma membrane; plasmodesma; vacuole.